Molecule: messenger RNA, 1581 nt
Organism: Symbiodinium pilosum
Lineage: Eukaryota; Dinophyceae; Suessiales; Symbiodiniaceae
Source: the annotation of a GenBank genome assembly
GCCGAUGCUGCUGGUGUGGAAGUCUUGAAGGACGAGCAGUCGCCUGUGCCCGGGCGAUUGACCAUCACAGGGGAUCCGCUUCACGAGGUCUUUGCUUUGCAACGUCUGGCCACGCCGGCGGCCAACGAUUGCAUCGAUUUCCUCAACGAUCACAAGGACAUGCUCACUCGGCUCUCUGCGCCUCGCGGCACAUGUGUGGCAAAUUCAGAGCCCGAGGUGCAGCUGACAGACGCCUCUCGCCAGCUUCUCCAUGAUGUUGUCUGCAAGAGUUCAGGAAGCACGGCUGCCCGGAUUGCUGCAAAUGAUGCAGAUGUGGAGGCGCUGAAAACCUUUCCGUCUCAAGCAAACGUGCUGCGAAGGCGUGAGUGGCUACAAGUCUUCCAGGCGAUUCCUCCCCGGGGGGUUGCUGCAAGGCUUGCCCGCCGAUUUGAUGUUUCGCUGCGCUCAACAGCCGAGUAUGCGCAGUAUUCCCAGUUGUCAGAUUUCCGCGAGGAGAUUGACAGGAUGCAGGAGGUGUACACUCCAGGCCGCAAGCAUGAUCGACCGCAGCGUGGCAUCCCGCGGGAAGAGGGCCCAGCUCCCCGCGUGAAAGGGACAGCCACUGUCUUCAACCAAGCAGUCCGACAACAUUACGGCAAACUUCGAGGCAAGAACAAGUUGGAAGGGCUCUGGAAGUGGGCUCAGAUUGCUGCUGCGAUCCAUGAGGCCCAGAUCCCCCUGCACAGUGGGACAGUCGCGGUGGAGCGGCUCUGGUCGCAGUUUGACAGUUUGCUACCAGCCCAGGGUAGACGAGUGUCUCAAGACUGGUUCCAAUUCCUUUCGCAUCUCAUUUACAUACGGUACAAUUACCUUCACUUUCAUUCCAGAUCUUUGCCAUCCUGGACUGACAACGACAGCCUGCUGGCCCAGCGCCUAGAUGGAACGAUUGCGCUUGCCUCCGCUUUGUCAGAGGAGGGCACGGGCCUGUUGCAAGAACUGCCUUCUGAGGCUGAGGACAGUGCUCACUUGGAGGAGCCUGAAGACAUGCUCGAGCCAGUUGAGGGUUCAGUUUUCUGGGAUGCCAGCCUUGAGGAAGAGGCGUUCGGCUUCCCUGUGCCCAAUGCAGUGUACAUGAGAGUCUUGGAUACAAUGUGGUCAACUGCUCUGGCUGAUGGCUCCAAAUGGGCGGAGACACAAAGAUACCGCAAGGCCAAUUUGAACAUGAUGAAAUUCGCUCAGAGUGGCAUGCGGUUGGUCUUUGGGUGCAAGGCCGGUGUGAGUGGAGUUGCUGUCUUUGAUGGACAAGUGCAACGUGGCUGCACGUCGGUGGACGAAAGUGGUGUCCUGGACUUUGUGCGCCCGCAUCUGCACGGAGCUCUCCGAACAUACCUCCAAGACGGCGCCAGCUUCGACUUUGUGCAGAUUCGUGCCGUGCACGAUCUCCGCGCCGCCAACCUGCGCUGGCAGCAGCUCUGGGACAUUGACGGCUGCUCAAAGCCCGGGAAUCUGCAGGGCUUCAAGAAUAUCGGGGGCAAUCAAUUAGCUAGAUCCUUAGUGGCUCUGUUGCAGCGUCACGGCGUCCAUAGGAUGCCUUAUGACUAG